This is a messenger RNA of Schistocerca serialis cubense, 1670 nucleotides long. RefSeq names its product probable proline--tRNA ligase, mitochondrial (gene ProRS-m). Gene Ontology annotation, cellular component: cytoplasm; mitochondrion. Gene Ontology annotation, molecular function: proline-tRNA ligase activity; ATP binding. The transcript is spliced from 8 exons. Lineage: Eukaryota; Metazoa; Arthropoda; Insecta; Orthoptera; Acrididae. Bases 343 to 1578 code for a protein of 411 amino acids. The record is from RefSeq and is a predicted model, not a curated record. Gene Ontology annotation, biological process: prolyl-tRNA aminoacylation.
CUUGUGUUUACAAACUCUAGUGAGGUGGGAAUACGAGAGGUUAAGAAAUAUGAGUUUUGCGAGAAAUAAACUUUCGAAGCUAUUUCGACCAGUAAAUGUUCUUCCGAAAAACGUCGAAGUACAAUACGAUGGAAUUUCGAAGAGUCAGAAGAAAUUGAUUAUUUUCAUUGAUAUACAUGAUUACUCUGCAAUUUGCAAUUAAGUGCCUGAGAAAUGGUUCAUCAAGCCACCUUCAAGUUACUUCUCUGCUGUUCUACUUUCGAACAGUGCACAGGAAAAAUGAGGAGGCACAACUCAGCUACCAGAGCAGACUGUCCCAUUGACUGGAACUGAACAACACUGAUGCUGGACAUGGGCUUUAUAAGAGCUGCUAGCCCAGGAUUUUUUCAUCUGUUACCUCUUGGAGAAAGAGCUUUGCAAAAACUUAUUAACAUUGUUGAAAAGUACAUGCAAACUAUUGGUGCACAAAAAAUACUAUUACCAUUAUUGACAAAUGCACAGUUGUGGAAAGCAUCAGGUAGAUGGACCACUGAAGAGCUGCUUACUCUGCAGGAUCGACACAACAAGACAUAUGUACUGAGCCCAACACAUGAAGAAGCAGUUACUGACCUGAUAGCAUCUGUACCACAAUUAUCACAUCACCAUUUCCCACUCUUAUUGUAUCAGAUAGGAAGUAAGUUCCGAGAUGAAAUGAAACCACGGUUUGGUCUAAUGAGAGCAAGAGAGUUUAUUAUGAAAGACUUGUACUCGUUUGAUACCUCAGUUGAAAAUGCAGAAGUCACAUAUGACACUGUAACUACAGCUUACAGCAACAUCUUUAAGGAAAUAGGGAUUGAAUGCAUGAAAGUUCAGGCGGCAUCAGGUAUAAUGGGUGGGACUCUUUCCCAUGAGUACCACUUCAUUUCAGAAGCAGGGGAAGACAGAUUAUAUAUUUGUGAAAGUUGCAACUAUGUUGUAAGUGAAGACAUUUUUUCUGGAGAAUGCCCAGAAUGCAAAAGCAAAAAUUUCAAGAGACGGAGUGGGAUAGAGGUGGGCCAUACAUUCUUGCUUGGUACAAGAUAUUCAGCUCCACUAAAAGCAGUAUUUCAGACAUCAGAUGGUACCAACGGAAUUUUGCAGAUGGGGUGCUUUGGCCUGGGGCUUACAAGAAUUCUAGCAGCUGUCAUUGAAUCUCUGUCUUCGUCAUCAGAAAUUAGAUUACCCUUUUCCUUAGCUCCAUUCAGAACUUUAAUCAUACCACCAAAGGAGGGCAGUAAAGAAAGUUUUACAACAUAUUUGUCUGAAGAAUUAUAUGACGCAAUCAAUUCUUUAGAAUUAUUCAAAAAUGAUGUUGUGAUAGAUGACAGAUGUCAUUUAACAAUUGGAAAGAGGUUAAUGGAAGGACGAAAAAGUGGAUUCCCAUUUAUAAUUAUUGUGGGUAAAAAGGCAGUUGGUACACCACCAUGCUUUGAAGUACAUGAUGUUUUGAGUAAUAUGGAAAUAUCACUUCCUCUUCCUGAUCUGAUCAAGUUUAUACAGGAGAGGGUGAAAGGAGAUACCAUUUCAGAAAUGCAAGUUUCUGUUUCUUCCAGUGUAUAAUUCACUAAAUUUUCUUAAAAGUUGCUGUGAAUAAUCACAUCAAACUUAAUUUAUGCCCACUGUGAAAAUAAAAAUAUAUUUAUAUGAGCAAA